GAACUGCUCGUCAUUUCGCUAAAUGUGUUCGUUUCGUACUUGCAGCAAACAUAAGUAUCAAGCUAACAGUUCGUUCUCUUGAACAAAGGUAGAGAAAGCUCAGUCAGCAAAAGGAAAGUCAGCAGAGAAAUCUCCUCUAGAAGAAAUUGGAUCCACCCUUACAACUGAUGCAGGCAGACUGAAUGAACUAAUCCUGCAGCAAGGUGAUCUGGUCAGGAAGCUGAAGAGUGAAAAGGCAUCUAAGAAUACAGUUGAUUCAGAAGUUAAAACUCUUCAUGUAUUGAAAGAUGAAUUCAAAAGGACAACUGUAGCAGAUCAGGAACUAGAUGAACAAAUGCAAGACAAAUCUCCUUCUUCAUUGAACAUCAGGGAUAAACUUAUUUCCAAAAUCUCUGCCCAGGGUGAUAAAGUUCGGCAGUUGAAGUCUGCAAAAGCUGCCAAAGUUGUUAUUGAUUCUGAAGUGAAAGUGCUGCUUGCUUUGAAAUCUGAAUUUAAGUCUGUCACUGGAGAAGAGUGGCAACCAGGCUUGCAGUUGGCUGUUAGUAUUGCACCAGGAGAACAGCUGUCUUCCAAGAUCGUUGAACAAGGGGACAUUGUUAGAAAAUUGAAGUCUGAAAAGGGAGCAAAGGAAAUUAUAGAUGCUGAAGUCAAGACACUGUUAGCUCUGAAAGCAGAGUACAAAACUGUAACUGGAGUAGAGUGGAAACCUAUGUCAAAUAAACCAGAGCCUGUGACACCAAUGGCAGAUCAGGAUGGGAAGUCUGAAGAGAAUGAAGUGGAUGUGCUCACAUCAAAAAUCACAAAGCAAGGAAAUGUAGUAAGGAAAUUGAAGUCCAGUGGAGGAGACAAGAAUCUUGUGGAUGCAGAAGUAAAGAAGCUAUUGGAGUUAAAAACACAGUACAAGAAGCUGACUGGUACCGACUUCCCAACAGAAAGUAGCAGGACUCCUAAUAAAAAAGAAAAGACAGCUGUGGCCAAGAAGCAAGCUGAGACACCUGCCCACAAAGAUGAAAGUCAGACUGGUUUGAAAAAGCAGACUCGACUUGGUCUGGAGGCAAGGAAAGAAGAAAACCUGGCUGAUUGGUAUUCACAGGUGCUGACUAAGGCUGAACUGAUAGAAUACUAUGAUGUUAGUGGCUGCUACAUCCUAAGGCCAUGGUCCUAUGCCAUCUGGGAGGCCAUCAAGAACUUCAUGGACCCUGAGAUCAAGAAACUGGGAGUACAGAACUGCUAUUUUCCACUGUUUGUUUCACGAGCAAUGCUGGAGAAGGAAAAGACACAUAUUGCAGACUUCUCUCCAGAGGUGGCAUGGGUGACCAAAUCUGGUGACACAGACCUUUCUGAACCUAUAGCUGUUCGUCCAACCAGUGAAACUGUCAUGUAUCCAGCUUAUGCCAAGUGGGUGCAAUCUUAUCGGGACUUACCCAUCAAACUGAAUCAGUGGAAUAAUGUUGUGAGAUGGGAAUUCAAGCAUCCCCAGCCCUUCCUCCGGACAAGGGAGUUCCUGUGGCAAGAAGGACAUACAGCUCAUGCAGCCUUUAAGGAAGCAGAGGAGGAGGUCUACGUUAUUUUGGAUUUGUAUGCCAGGAUCUACACGGAUCUGUUGGCCAUUCCGGUGAUAAAAGGUCGCAAAACAGAAAAAGAGAAAUUUGCUGGCGGAGACUUCACCACAACAGUUGAAGCCUAUGUGGGAGCAAGUGGAAGGGCCAUCCAAGGAGCAACCUCACAUCAUCUAGGCCAGAAUUUCUCUAGAAUGUUUGAAAUUAUGUAUGAAGACCCUGAGACUCAAGAGAAAAAAUAUGUUUACCAGAAUUCCUGGGGAAUCACCACCAGAACUAUUGGUGUGAUGAUCAUGAUUCAUGCAGACAACCAAGGAUUAGUACUGCCUCCAAGAGUUGCAUGUUUCCAGGUGGUAAUUGUGCCUUGUGGCAUAACAGCUAGUAUGAAGGAUAUUGAUCGGAAAGCUCUGAUUGGAUCCUGUGAAGAACUGGAGGCAACCCUGAAAGCUGCAGGGAUCAGAGUGAAGGGUGACUACCGGGAUAACUAUUCCCCAGGGUGGAAAUUCAACCAUUGGGAACUCAAGGGUGUACCAGUCCGAAUAGAAGUGGGUCCUAAAGACAUUAAAGAGAAGCAGGUGGUUGCAGUUCGCAGGGAUACAGGAGAGAAGUUGACACUGCAGCGAGAGACGGCAGAAAGUGACAUUUUGCAGCUGUUGGAAACCAUCCACCAUAAUAUGUUAGACAAGGCAACAAAAGAACUGGAGUCUCAUACUGUUGAAUGCAGAGACUGGUCAGACUUCUGUGCUCAGUUAGAAAAAAGAAACAUCAUACUUGCUCCAUUUUGUGGGUCCAUCCCAUGUGAGGAUUACAUCAAACAGGAAAGCGCCAGGGAGGAGUCAGAACCUGGAGCACCAUCAAUGGGUGCAAAAAGUUUGUGCACCCCUUUUGUGCAGACUACAGCCAUCCAGAGUACGGAUAAAUGUAUCAAUCCUACCUGCAGCAACAAGCCACAGAGUUACACCCUCUUUGGGAGGAGCUAUUGAGUGACAAACUUUACUUUAAAUGGGUCACAUGAGACAUCAUUCAAGGUGACAACUGUAAUUAGUCUUGUACCAGAGUGCUGAUAAAAUCUGAUUCCAUUUAUCCUGUUAAGAUUAUUGCACCAUAUAAUUUGACACAAGUAAAUGCAGGAGAAUAUUUAAGGGAAGAUAUGAAUAUGUGAAAAGAUGAAAAUAAAUAGAGAUUUUUGUCUUCUUCAGCAUCUGAAAACCAAUAGUAAUCACAAAACUGCAUAUAAAGUAAAUACUUCACUACUUUUCACUCAGUAUGGUUGUUUGGAGGUUGAAACUGACAUGACAUAUAUACAACUUAAUUGCAGAGCCUUAUGGGAAGAUACAACCUGAAAGACAGAACAUUGAUGACAGGUUAAUAUUUUAGAUUACUGAUCCCCAAGCUGGGUUGACACCCCCCUGAUGAAGCACUGUGAGAAAAAUAACGAACGUUUAAUGUCGAACUCAGUUUAAAUACUCAGUUCCUUUACAUGGUUUUUAGUCUUUGUUGGUACUGCUGAUCACAAAAUAAAGUGCACUGUGCAGCAUUUUCAUCUUAAAAAUUCUGUUACUCAUUUUUGGUUAUGGGGCACUAGGGCAGCCAUACAACAAUUUCCCUCUUUUUUGGGGGGGGAGGUAUGAAACUUUACUGAACAGUAUGUCAUUGUGCAGUGCUUGUUACUAUAGUGUCAGUCUGACACUGUUUUUAUUCACAUUAUUUAAGAAGGCUUAAAAUAUUUUCACAUUGUUCAGGGGUGCUACAGCCAUGUACAGAAGUUACUAUUUCCCUUCAUUUUUAGAUGGAAACUACUACAAACACAUGAGGCCCUUGAAAUAAAUGUAUCUGCAUGUCACAUAGCCAGCUCAGUGCUGUAGUAACAAACAGCAGCUUGUAAAUUCUAUCCCUUGAUGAAUAUAAAAUCAUUAAACCAGUGAAAAAGAAAUAAAUAAAAUCUUGUUUAAUAUUUUUAUACAGAUUUUUCAGUUUUCACCAUAUGCACCAGACACAUGGGUAAAUAGUUACAAGUCAGUAGUUGAUCAUUUUGAUAUGAACAUGAGUGUAAUGGCUUACAUUUAUUUUGGUCAAAAGUAAUGGGGGGAGGAUGAGGGUUCGAUGAAUGCCAGAAGAGGGACAUCAUAUCAGAAAGCUUGGGAACGACUGUUUUAGGAUUGUAUCGUGACAGAGAUAAGUCGUUAGGUUACAUUACUGAGAGUUUUUUGGUUAGGGAAGUGCAUGUUGCCUGUUCAAUGUAUACCCUACACCAGGGGCUUGGUUGAUUGGGGUCACAGCAAUUAGGCUGUGUAAUGUAGAGUCUAAGGUCAGUAAUCAUAACACAGUAUGAAGUUAUAAUGAAAACAGUAAUAACCGCAUGCAAUUUUCAGCUUUAGAGAACCAUGGCAGAUUACUGGCAUUAUCUCCAUGAAUUUAUAUACAAAAUGAAUAAAUAAAUCUGGCUACCUCUUUAACCUUUAUUUAAAUAUUUGUCUGAAUUUCUUGAAAUCACAGUUAUGUUCAUAUUCAUUUUCAGUCCAUAUUUCAUUAUAAUAAAAGGUCCCAGUGAUUUAAUAAUUUCAGUUUCCUUCUCUUCUGCCCCUCAGAUCAACACGGUCAUCUGACUUACAUCUUUUCUUCUCUCAUCUUAACACUAUUACGAAUUUCAUCCAUCACAGCAUUAAAACAGGAUCAUUGAAAGGACACUUCCAUGACUCUUUCAAUUGUUUUUAAGUAACCUGAUGGUCCUAAUUUUGUCUUUUUAACACAAUAUGUAGAAUCAAAUGUUCGCUUCACUCUUUCUGUAACAUAUUCUUCUACUUCCUGUCUUAAGCUUGACCAAAUUUUUCUCUUUCAAUACUGUCAUAUGCUUUUUCAAAAUUUAUAAAUACUGUUGCCCUAUCCUUGCCAAAUUCCAAAUAUUUCUGAAUUGCCUCAUUAUUAAGGCUGAAUUUGUUGUGGAUCCUUCUCAGUGAAUGAUAUAUUUGUCCUCACUGAGUGUUACUUUAUAUUUGUUUUCAUUAAAAGUUCUCUCAUAAAUUUCAUAACAGUGACUAAGAAGUACUAUCCCUCUACAUUACUGGGGAUGUCAGUUCCUGUACUUGGAUAGAAAACCACAUAAAUUUCUAUAACAGAUAUUUAUUGCUGUUAGAAGGAGAGUAUACAGAUGAGCAGGCACUCAGAGUGUGCAGUAACUGGUGAGGUAUGGCCGUAACUCUAAGGCAGGACAUGCUUGGUGAAUGCCGGCGAAGCUCCGGCCAUAGGACAGUAAGUGCUGGCAGUGGAUUUCCCAAUGAGUCUAGGCGACUACUCUUGGAGUCAGCUGAUGAUGUUGCUGGUAGGCGACUCACUGUUGCUGUGCAUGCUAUAGAUGAACUGUCUCGAGGUAAGAGUAGCUCCGACUGACCAGCUAGCAUGUCGGAGAUCCACAUCUUUAUCCACUGUAGCUAGCAGCAGCACCCAACCCAAUGGGCAUUGCCGUUAGUGUAGUCCAUGCUGAUUGGCUAGAAUUGUGGUUGGCUCCCACAUCACCCCCCCACAGAGAUGGUUGCUGAGAUAUUGAAGCGAGCGGGGAAAUAGAUGUGUUUCUUGUGCCCUUUUUACAUACUUUUAUUAUAAUAAUCCUCAAAUCAUUUGGAAUCAUUUUGUUCCCAAAUAACCCUCAUGGCUUCAUACAUCCACUGCAUUUCUGUUGGCUGUACUGUUCUUAUUGCAUCUUCUGUCACUUCUUCAUUUUGAAUUGGCAAUCUUAGUAUCCAUAUCUGUUUGUACUUGCUUCUUCCUGUGUAAUUAGUUACUUUGGUGAUACAUAUAAGAUCUGCAUUUAGGUUUCUCAAAGCAUACCUUCCAUGUUUCUGAUAUCCUUCUACCAUAUUGAAGCCCCAUUCAUAUUAAUCUUAGUUUAUUAGUCUUAUCAGUAUCUCUUAUAUUUCAUUCAUUUACAUUUAUUUUUCAACAACACAUUUUUAUUUUCCCUGUGAUGUUCCUCUAAGUAUUUAGUAAAUUUACUCCAAAGCAUUAUAGCCCAUUUUAUCAUAUAUAUGGUUGCUCUUCCACCUUUCUGUCCCCAUAUUUCUGUAUCUGAGUAAUGUUUACCAUGCAUCAUUCCUUAUGUUUCUGACUAUCAUUCCACCAAGGUGUUAUACUCCCACCUCAUGAAUUCAUGCAGCCAUCAUGUUCUUAUUACCAAUUGUAUGAAAUUU
Cryptotermes secundus is the source of this 5743-nucleotide messenger RNA. Its product is annotated as bifunctional glutamate/proline--tRNA ligase. Gene Ontology annotation, molecular function: proline-tRNA ligase activity; ATP binding. NCBI's taxonomy places the organism in Eukaryota, Metazoa, Arthropoda, Insecta, Blattodea, Kalotermitidae. Gene Ontology annotation, biological process: prolyl-tRNA aminoacylation. Gene Ontology annotation, cellular component: aminoacyl-tRNA synthetase multienzyme complex; cytoplasm. The record is from RefSeq and is a predicted model, not a curated record.